UGUAUUUGUUCACAUAAUAAUAAUGCGCUUAAUAUAUCUUUGUGUUUUUAUUUUCUGUGUUACGUAUGUAAAGUGUUGUGACUUCUCUGAAUUAUCUGGUAAUAUAUUGGGAUGUGUACAUGAUGACAAGGAAGUUCACAUCGAGCCUGCUCAAAAUGGUACAAUCGCAACAGGUUCUGUCUGCAUCGUUGAAAACGCACUUGGUGUUCAACACGUUCAAUGUGAAGAUAAACAAUGGAUCAUACAGCACGAAUUAGUUGAAAAUAAAACUCGCAUUAGACGUAAAAGAGGAUUUUGGCGAAGAUUAGCACGUUUUGUUGGCAACGUGUUCAAAGGAGUCGCAUGUGUUGCUUCAUUGUUUACAGCGUGUGCGUUCGGCGACAGACAUCCUUCUGAUAGGACGCCCCCUGGCAUGACAUGUACACCUCCGAAAAUAUUUGUCACAGCAGAACCAUUUACCUAUGUUGCAAGAGCUACGUGGCAAGAACCUUUAGCCAAUGAUGAAACAGAUGGACCAAUUACCCCGGUAAGAAAAAGCGGCUUUCCACCUGGACAUAACUAUCCUGAAGGCGAUACAACAGUAACAUAUAAAGCCACAGACAGAAGUGGAAAUUCGGCAUUUUGUGAUAUCAUUGUCAAUGUAAAAGUUGUGCGCUGUGAUCCACCCAAACAUAUAAACAAUGGCUAUUACCAAUGUUACCCUGUAACUGAACAUUUGAAUGGAGGGACAUGUAAGUUUGGUUGUUACGAGGGAUUUGAUUUAGCUGGUGGACCAGAUCACGUGUACUGCAAGGACAAUGGACAGUGGUCAGACUCACAACCUUACUGCAAUCCCUUGAAAUGCCCUGCUCUAACCCGAUUAAAGGGAGCAGGAGAACCACAGUGUACAGAUGGGGCCAACUUUCGUAGCGUUUGUUCAUAUACUUGUGGUUCUGGGUUUGAUAUGCCGCCGAAUGUGAGUAAAGCACUUGUGUGUGACAAAACUAAGGCAUGGCGAGGGUUUGGUACACCAAAAUGUGUUGAUGUUGAACCACCGACAUUUAAGGCUGGAACGUGUCCAAGUAUUGUAAUUGCGGGCACUGAAACAGGUCUGAACUCUACAAAAGUUAAUUGGUCACCGCCAGAAGUGAUGGAUAAUAGCAAAAAUCCAAAGGCAGAAAUUAGAUCCGCCUAUAAACCUGGUGACAGACUUACUGCCGGUAUAUAUUCAGUAUGGUAUGGAGCACGAGAUGCCGCCGGGAACAUCGCUUUAAACAACUGUUCAUUCAAAGUUAUUGUACGAGAAAUAAAAUGUUCUAAACUUUACCCUACACCAUAUCUUCACAUUGGUUGUCCCCAUGGUUACCGUUCCGGUGCAAGGUGCAACAUCUCCUGUGAUCCUGGCAAGGUGUUGGUCGGCUCAGAUUAUGUUGGUUGUAACAGACACUUCACACAAUUAUACGGAGUCUGGAACUGGAAAGGAAAAGUACAAUCUACUUGCAUCAAUGGUAGAGCAUGUGUGGAUCUUCCACCACCUACUAACGGUGCGGUAGUGUGUGACAACUGGGAAGGAGGACAGUUUUGUCAAGUACAGUGUAAGAAUGGUACACAAAUGUCAAGCGUUAGUUUAAAUAAACUGUACGUGUGUCAAGGUCCGAAAGGUGAAUGGUCAAGACAGCCACCAAAAAUAAAGACAUGUAGAGCGGUACGAGGUCACCAUAGGUCCCAGCAUCUAGGAAUAGAAGUGUACUUCUACUUUGACGGGGACUGUACUGACCCAGAAACCAAACAACAAAUUGCCAACAAUUUUAUUGAACAGAUGAAAGUUAGUAACUUUCAAGCUGAAGCGUGUCCAAACUCUAUAGAAUGUAACAAAAAUAAUGUUAAGAUAACUUGUGGAGAAUCCAGUAGGAAGAGAAGAAACGCUGACUCCAACAACAUACUUGUUCUUACUGCAAAAUUACCUGUUACGUUACAUAGCAACGAAAGUUUAUAUACAGCACAGGAAAGAUACAAUAAACUACUUGAUGGUGUACAGGAUGUAUUAGCUAACCAAGCUAAAGCUAUCUUUGGCGACGCGAUCGUCUCUCAAAAAGAGUUUGUGAUAAAAGGAAUGCAAAUAGAAUGUCCUAAAGGGUCUGUGAAGUCUGAGCAAAGCAUGGAUUGCAUUGAUUGUCCAGAGGGUACGUUUUAUACAAGUGGACCGGAUUCACCUAAAUGUGAGGUUUGUAGAAAGGGAACAUUUCAAGACAAAGCGGCUCAGUUGUCCUGCUUACGUUGUCCACUUGGAAAAACAACACAUGGUGUUGGUGCGACUUCUGUUCAUGAUUGUGAAGGAGCAUGUUUACCAGGAACAUACUCCAACGAUGGCCUCUUACCAUGCUCUCCUUGCGAACAGGGACAUUACCAAGCAUCAUAUGGACAGACAUUUUGCCGGCCAUGUCGUGGCUCAAAGUCCACAUUAACAUUUGGUUCGACAUCUUCGUCUGAUUGUGAAGAGUUUGAUAUUGAGUUCAUUGAUGGAGAUCGGUCGGAUAUACAAAUUACAUUACAAAACAAUGUCACCAUAAAAGAUUUCACGCUAGCAUUCUGGUAUCAAAAUACUGCAACUAACAACUUGAGUCUGGAUAAAUUUCCAACUAUAACAUUAUCAAAUAUCAAUAAUGAAGCUCUCUGGACAUGGGAAGGACUCAAAAAUGCAAAACAAAAAAAUUGUACUGGAAGUACAGUUAACUUCGGUCUUCCUGACACACGAUGGCACUAUAUCACCUUAUAUAACAGUGGUAAAUGUUCGGUAUCAGUGUCUGUAGAUGGUAUGGUUUUACCUGUAGAGGAUACUAUCGAAGCUUGCACAUAUAUCGAUUUCAAUUCUGUUUCUAUAACCACAGACAAAGAAACUAGUGGAAGUAUCUCACAGUUUAAUAUAUGGCAUGGUAGACAUCAGACAGGAUAUAAACAUAGAUGUUUUACAAGUGAUGUUGGCGAUGCUUUCUCCUGGAAGAUCAUGGAAGAAGCUGAACUCACAGGAGCAUAUAUGGAUAUCCCCAGCCAGUGUGAUGAUUUUGACAAUUGUGUAUCCUCGCCUUGUCUCCAUGGUUCAUGUACUGACGUGCUACACGGGUUUAUAUGUAUUUGUGAGAAAGGAUAUCUUGGAACUCAAUGUGAAGUAAAUAUUGAUGAUUGUGAAGCGAAUAUUUGCUUGAACAAUGCAACAUGUAUUGAUGUCGUCGCAAACUACUCCUGUUCAUGCACAUCUCACUUUACAGGACAAUAUUGUGAGAUAGAAAUGGUGGAUGGUGACUGGAGCGAAUGGGGAAACUGGUCUGAAUGUUCAACAACAUGUGGUGAUGGAGAGAAAAGAAGAAAGCGUCUAUGUAACAAUCCUGCACCAGAUAAUGGCGGGGAAGAUUGCCAUGGAGACGCUUUUGAUUUUAUAAACUGUAACAACACCGACUGUCCAGUAUGUCCUGAAAUACAAGCUCCAGGAAAUGGAUCCAUAGAUUGUUUGAAUGAUACAGAUAGUAUUAACUGUACAAUGUCUUGUGAUGACGGUUUUGACUUCGAUAUAGAACCUCUUCCACUAUAUUACUGCGGACCUCAAACAUCCCAAGAAUGGAACUUUCAAAAUGACGAAAAUCCUGAGAGAAGGAUACCAAGUUGUGUUGAAAUAAAAGUACCAGAAGAGAUAACGGUGAUGUACUCUGCACAUUAUGAAGAUCUGUAUUGUGCAAAUCAGGACCUUGAAGACUUUGCAGUAGAACAGAUAGACCAUAGAGUGAACAUGGUGCUGUCAAAUGUAGCAUGUUUAGUACAAAACACGUGCUCGUUGAAUUACGUAAAGAUAAUUGAUUGUGACAGUAAAAGUAAAGAUCGAAGGCGACGCUCCACGGGAACUACAGCCGGCUUCAGUUUACAGAUAAAAGCUAAUCCAACUGAAGAGAAUAGAAAUGAAACCCUGCAAGACCUUGAGGACGCUUUUAAAAACAUCCAGAAUGCAGCAGAUUCCGGUGAUCUCACAGUUCAAGUUCUUGACGAUGACUUUGAGUUGAAAAGCAAUUCUACUGAAAUAAAAGGUGACGUCAAGUGUGGACCUGGACAAACAAAAGUCAAGUUUUAUUGCGUUCCGUGUGGGAAAGGUUCAUAUUUAAACACAGAUAUAUGUAAACCAUGCCCAAUUGGAACUUACCAGGCACUUGAUGCACAAUUGAGUUGUUCAAACUGCCCAGCAGGAAAAUCCACCAUCGGAAUUCGAUCAAUGACCAUAGACGAGUGCACAGUGAAUGUUAUAGUGCCUCUAGAAUACAUGGAAGAAGGAUUAAAAGUCACUGGUAUCAUAGUUGGCUGUGUGUGUGCCCUUGUCUUCACAAUAUUAGUCAUAUUUAUAUAUAGGAGAUACAGAUCUAGGACAGCAAAGUUUGUAGAGGUUACAGAUAUCAACAUGACUUCCCGACCGGGCUCACGAGCUAGCCAAAAUAAUAGCGAUCUUGGUCCAAACAAUAAGCAUUUCGCAGUGUCUUCUCUCUCUUCUCAGUCGAAUUCGACAUAGAUAUCACACAUUUACUUUGAAAAUCAAACAAUCACUCCUGAAUAAGAAAAGGGAUGUCACAGGAGCAGCUAUUGUACGUGUGUUUGAGGAUGGAAAAAUUAUUCACAAUAAACAACAUUGGAAUAAAGCAAUCAUGACAUCAUGUUUGUGUGAUAAAUGAUAUAAAUCUCAGACAUAAAUAACGUUUAUAAAUAUUAUUGCUUAUAGAGAUUUUAAUAUAUAUCUAACAUUUAUAAUAUUUAUUAUUUGGUAUAGACGGUUGUUAAAUGCAAUCAGUAUUAAACCAUAAGACAAAACUUCGUGUAGAUCUACUCAUGGACAGUUAUACUUUAUUUUUGCAGAGAUGCCAAAUAACUUCACAUUUAUUUAUGACUUUUAAUCAUGCUUAUAUUUCAAUUAAACGUAAUAAAGUUUAAAUAUCAAUUAAGCAAUUAUUUGAUUUUAACAAUUGAGGUUUCAAUGUUUCAAAUCAAGCAAAAAUUAUCAAGAAUAAACCUACAAAACAUUUUCAGAGAAAGUGCUAUUUCAAGCCAAAUAAUAUGAUUUAUGGUUUGCCAAAUGAUCAUGUGCUACGCUUCGUAAGAUAUAACAGUUGGAUGGAAUAAUUUGCUGUCAGACAUGUUUCAAUAAUAUAGCCCAUAUUUCGUCUUGUAUCAAAAUAACGCUCAAGCAUCAUGUCUUUCUGUGUAAACAUACUUAUAGUAGAUCUAGUCAGUAUAUAGUGCUCAAAUUUUAUUAUUUUUCUACUUCUUAAAAAUACAAUCACUGGAGUUUGGAUGCGAGGAAUUAUAACGACAAACAGUGACUUAAUAAAGCGAAUGAUUUUUGGAUAUAUUGUUCCGAUUCUAACACUGUUUCAACAAAUAACUAAUGCUGCCGUACCUAGUAUCAUGCUAAAUUGUGUCUGAUUUGUUUCCGUACUGGAUAACAGAAACAUACUCGUAUUAAAUUGAAAAUAUAACUUUCUUAUUGCAUUUUUUAUAAAAUAUCCAUGGCAUUAAAUUGACGAAAUUAAUUAAAAUAUGAUUUUAUAACAGUGUCACGUUAUCCGAAUUGCGUAUUUGUCGACACAAAUAAUAUACAUUCCAAAGUAUUGUUAAUGCAUUAACAUUUUUUGUUGCUUAACAUAUACAAUGUACAUGGACCAAUAGUAUUGUUUUUUUUUGUAUUAGCAUGGUUAGCUUAAAUAACAGAUAUAGAUACCAAUAUCUUG
This is a messenger RNA of Ruditapes philippinarum (Manila clam), 5738 nucleotides long. RefSeq lists its product as uncharacterized. The record is from RefSeq and is a predicted model, not a curated record. The coding region runs from base 23 to 4525 and encodes 1500 amino acids. The transcript has 26 exons. Gene Ontology annotation, molecular function: calcium ion binding. Lineage: Eukaryota; Metazoa; Mollusca; Bivalvia; Venerida; Veneridae.